CCUCAUCACCAUCAAAUCAAAUCAAACCAAAUCCUCUAUUGCAAUUCACAACUUCUCUACAAAUAUUUUCUGUUCCAUUCAUUCAUUCAUCACUCAACUCAACAGUAAACAUGGGCAAUGACCAACAGCCGUUGAACGGCGCCUACUACGGCCCUGCCAUUCCGCCGUCAGGGCAACCACGCCAAAGCCACCACCGCGGCAGAAGCUGUUUCUGCUGCCUCUUCGGCGUCUUAUGGAAGAUUCUCAUAACACUAAUCGUCCUUGUUGGCCUCGCAGUUCUCAUCUUCUAUCUCAUAGUUCAACCCCGCCCCUUCAAAUUCUACGUCAAUGAAGCCAAAUUAACUCAAUUCGACUACACCAACAACACACUCCGCUACAACAUGGCUCUCAACUUCACUGCACGCAACCCCAACAAGAAACUCAGCAUCUACUACGACAAAGUGGAGGCUUUAGCAUACUAUGAGGAUUCCAGGUUCGCCAGUGAUGAUGUCAUCACCCACCUGAACUCAUUCCGGCAGUACAAGAAGAGCAGCAGCCCCAUGAGCGCCACAUUCUCCGGCGAACGAGUGAUGCUACUCGACAGUGAUCAGCUUUCAGAAUUAAGCAAAGACAAGAGUGCUGGUGUUUAUGACAUCUUUGUGAGGCUCAACUUCAGGAUCAGGUUCAGGCUCGGGGAUUUGAUAUCCGGCGACUACAAGCCUAAGGUCAAAUGUGAUCUCAAGGUUCCCUUCAGUAACAAUGCGACCUCCACUUUCUUUGCGGUUACCAAGUGCGAUGUUGAUUUCUGGAACUGAGUAUUGGACUUUUCUCCAUCUAUGCACACUUGGAAUUUUCUUCCUUCCUUUACCCAUUCUUUUCGAUCGGUUCUGGAUUAUACAUUUGUCAUUUUUUUAUUCAUUCCCUAAUAAUUAUAUGAUGUAAUAUAUACAUUUUCAUGCAAUAAAUUUUCUUAUAAAUA
Molecule: messenger RNA, 958 nt
Organism: Lotus japonicus
Lineage: Eukaryota; Viridiplantae; Streptophyta; Magnoliopsida; Fabales; Fabaceae
Product: NDR1/HIN1-like protein 10
Exons: 1
Coding region: 111-794 (227 amino acids)
Biological process (GO): defense response to other organism
Source: RefSeq, a predicted model, not a curated record